Dermacentor andersoni is the source of this 699-nucleotide messenger RNA. The record is from RefSeq and is a predicted model, not a curated record. Lineage: Eukaryota; Metazoa; Arthropoda; Arachnida; Ixodida; Ixodidae.
AUGGAAAAUGCCGAAGCCGAGCUCUCCGCACAGUUGUCUACACUAAUGUCGCAACCAACCGCAGACAACGAAAUCGUCAGCCCGGUACGACGCAUUUUGUGCUGGGGAGAAGCCGACAUUGUGAUGGAAAUUAACACCGGCUCACCCGUGUGCGUGGUGUCCUGGGACGUCUACUGCCAACAUCGCACAAGCUGGCCCUGCCUUGAAAAAUCCAGCUUGAAGUUGGUACGCUACUUGGGUCCGUUGCCUAUAACCGGGAAGCUAACGCUCACAGUUUCACAAUGCGGCACGACUGUUACGGCGUCACUGACCGUUGCUCGCGCCUUCGGCCCGAGCCUGUGCGGCCGUGAUCUCAUUCAGGCACUGCACAAUGAAGGGGUUGUGGUUUUGAGUGUGUCCAGCAUUAAGGAGCAAGGGCUAAACUUGCAAGCGAUCCUGCGUGAGUAUGGGGACGUGCUUGAACCUGAACCGGGUCUGUUCAAGGUUCCGCCCGCUCAUCUAUACAAGAAAGAGGAUGCAUUUCCAAAGUUCUUCAAAGCCAGGCCACUUCCAUAUGCAAUCCGAGAAAAGGUUUCUAACGAGCUGGACAGGCUUCUUAAAUCCGGAGUACUGUCGCCCGUGGCUCACUCGGAGUGGGCGACGCCGAUAGUUCCGGUAGUGAAGACGGAACAGCUCGCUUGUGUGGCGAUUACAAGCUAA